ACUGCGUGAUUUGUGCUUUGACGUUUGACAUUCAGCUCAUCUGGUAUCCAAAUCUACGUGUUUUUUUCGAAAAUUUGUUGAAAAAUAUUCCAAAUGGAUAAUCUGGACGACCGACUACAAAACAUAGCGCUCAAUGCGAAUGAACCACAAAAUAACGAUGGAGACAAGUGGGGAAUGCCGCUGAAGGAACUCUAUCGGCUAGCAAUGACUUUUUACAAAGACAAAUCCGGCAAAGCAGUUCACUUCAGCUACGAAGACAAUUUGAAAUUGGUGGCCUUCACGCAACAGGCUUCGCAUGGACCGUUAGACUUACAAAAUGCAUCACCACUGGGCGUACUCGAUGUGAUUGGUCGUGAUCGACGAAUGGCCUGGCAACAAUUGGCAAAAAUUAGCAAACCUCAGGCGAUGGAAGGUUUCGUGGACCUGCUGGAUCGGCUCUGUCCCCUAUUCAAACCGUACGUCGAAGCGAUAAAGAAAGAUCGGGAGGAGAAACAUCGGCUGGCCAUCGAAAAUGAACAAAAGGAACGAGAGCAGCAAAAAAUCGAAGAACAGCGAUCCGAAGAACAACGCAAAGCCGAAGAACAAAAGAAUCGCGAAGAAGUGCAGAAGCGACAGUUGCAAGACGCCCUCAACCAGCAGACAUUUCACCAGUUCAAAGCGUACGCCGAGAAGCAAUUUCCCGGUAAUCCCGAGCAGCAAGCGGUCCUCAUUCGGCAAUUGCAAACGGAACACUAUCACCAGUACAUGCAACAAUUGCAACUGGUCGAAAGUGUGGACCGGCGAAGCAUUGAUGGUGAACCGUUGAGUCAGUCGAUUGACGGUGCUAGUCAGACACAGAUCGUUUCGGAGGAGCAACAGUGUGAUAGUGAUCAAGAUGAAUAUCCGGUUGUAUCGCCGGCCACGAUGUGGACGCGACCGGAUAUUGAAGCAUUCAAACAGGAAGUGUCGGCUGGCAAAGGUGAUGGUGUCAUUCGGGUUGGGCACGGUGACACCGUAACGGUUCGUGUUCCUACGCAUGGCAAUGGAAGUAGUUUAUUCUGGGAAUUCGCCACCGACAGCUACGAUGUGGGAUUCGGAGUGUUUUUCGAGUGGGGCAAACCCAUGACCACCGAAGUUUCAGUUCAUAUUAGCGAAAGUGAUGACGAAGAUGGUCUGGACGAUGAAGAUGGUAGGCUUGCGUUUUUUGAGCUGAAAAAUAUUUUUAACUUUUCAUUUUCUGUUAAAGAACUUCAUUCAUCCGAUGAUCUCGAAUCGGGACCACAUCAGCGAGACCAUACGCCGCCAUCAGUCGGUCGUAGUCGACCGUUAAUCACCAGUAUUAUUCCGGUUUAUCGAAGAAACUCAGAAUCGGAGGUUUACGUUGGUUCCCACAAUUAUCCCGGCGAGGGCGUCUACCUUCUGAAAUUCGACAAUUCGUACAGUCUAUGGCGAUCUAAAACAUUGUACUAUCGCGUCUACUACACACGAUAAACGCUGCGUCGCAUUUGAUAUCGUCGAAUCGAGUCAUGAAGUGACUAAACGGAUGGCGGAUGCGUUGGUUUUUUUUCAUAUUUUUAAUUUAAAAUUUAUUUUCUAUGCACAAAAUCACCCAAUUCUAUCAUCAAGGAAAACAAUUAUUUAUCAAAAAUACAAAGAAACAAAAUACAAAAAAUGUUAGCAAAACUCUACCUGGCAUCAAAUCUAUCUAGAAAUUUACUGCAGACUAUAAAUGGUGAAAAUCGAUAAUUGAGUGUUGUUGUCGUUUAGAUUGUGCUGUACAAUGGCGAAGUAAAAAAAAAAAUGAAAAUUGUGAGACCACAACUGGUGCAAUAAAUGACUGGAAUUUUAAUGUAAA
Bradysia coprophila is the source of this 1834-nucleotide messenger RNA. Its product is annotated as Golgi resident protein GCP60. Gene Ontology annotation, molecular function: fatty-acyl-CoA binding. The record is from RefSeq and is a predicted model, not a curated record. Lineage: Eukaryota; Metazoa; Arthropoda; Insecta; Diptera; Sciaridae. Gene Ontology annotation, cellular component: Golgi membrane.